CUUUCAUUAGGCUUCCGUUAGUUUUCCGAGUAAACCGCCGACCAGAAAAGCAAGGCGAAGAUGAUGGGAGGGCAAAUCCAGAUUGGGUCAAAGCCUCAGAUUAGUAUCUAUAGGAGAAGACCAAGACAGAUUUCUGAAGACAAGGAUGCGGAUUGCUGCUUGGUGAAGAGAAGGAGAUUAUUGAACAGGUGUGAGCGCAGUAGCUUGUUAAUGAUUGACAGAAUCAGUGAGUUGCCUUGUGAAAUUCUGGUUAAUGUGUUGUCUCUAUUGCCGCUAAAGGAAGCAGCAGGCACGAGUGUUCUUUCUAGGAGAUGGCGUCAUGUGUGGGAGUCUACUAUGAAGCUCAACUUUGAUUCUAGUACUUAUGUAUCGCGUCGUAAUGACCAGGAUUUUGUUUUGAAUUUCAUGCACUUGGAAGAAAAAUUGAAACAUGAACACAUGGAUAGCUAUGUCAAUUGGGUGAAUCGGAUUGUGGAACGUCACAGAGGCUCAAAGAUUAAACAAUUCAGGGCUUGCUUUUUUCUGGGUUUGCGGUGUUCGUAUAGUAUUGAUGGGUGGAUUCGAUUUGCAGCCGAGAAGAGUGUUGAACUACUUGAACUGGACCUUUCUCCAGGCACUUUGUUUCCUCUUGAUGCCAAAAAUUCAGUCCCCUGCUAUCGAAAAGACGGAUUUUCUCAAUAUCAAUUUUGUGUUGAGAAACAAUCUGCUUUGGGACAACAGUGUUCUCAUAUUCCAAAUCUGAGCUCUCGUGUACCCGAUAUUCGUUUCAAGUCCCUCAAAGUCCUUCACUUGAGAAAUGUUGGUGUUACGGGAGAAGUUUUGGAGUAUCUCUUGUCUGACUGUCCUGUUCUUGAAAAAUUAACAGUGAGCGUCUCCAAAAACUUGGUUAGUUUAAGAGUCGCCGGUCCAUCAAUUGCAUUGAAGUAUCUGAGGAUAGAAAAUUGUACUAACAUCAAAAGAGUUGAGAUUAGUGAUGCGAACAUUAUUUCGUUUAGUUAUUUUGGAUAUGGUGUGGUAGAGUUGCUGCUCAGUAAUCUACCAAUGUUGGUUGAUGUAUCCCUUGUUAAGUUGUUCCACAUACCUGAUUGUAUAAAUCUUGCUUUCACCCAGCUUUCAAGUUACGUUUCUCAGAUCCAAUUUAUGACCCUGGACAUUAAGGGAGUGAUGUUUGAGGAUCUUACAAUUCCUACACUAGCAAAUCUCAAAUAUCUGGAACUAAUAGUUCAUCCAGGAUAUAAUUGGUGUCUUUAUCAGUUGUCUUCUUUCUUGAAGGCUUCUCCUUACCUGACAAGACUUGUAUUGAAGUUCGUUUACUGGACAUAUUUGGAACCUGAAGAAUCAAAAGAAGUUAUCGAAUGCCAUCAUUGUAACCUCAAGGAUGUCGAAAUAGUUGGAUAUCGGGGUAUUACAAGUGUUAUUCAACAUGUCACUUACCUUGUACAAAUUGCUGUUGCGCUGGAGAAACUUGUUAUCGACCCUACUCAGCUUAGACGGUUGCCUCCUAAUGUGGAUAGGGAAAUUGAACAUUCUAGAGUGGAAAAAGAAGCAAGAGAUCAUGCAAAGCAGUAUCUUAUACCAAAAUUGAAUUUAUCUUCAUCUGCAGAAUUUGUAUGCCUGUAGUAAGUGUUGGGUGUAAUCUUUUUAAAUUUGGCUUUGCCUCUUUGAAUGAAUGAGAGACUUUGUAUGCCUAUAGUAAAGUAGUUGAUUUAUCGAGAUUGUUAGCCUAAAGCUUUUAUUCAUUUGGUCAAGUAGUUAGUACUUUGGGAGGUUCUA
Messenger RNA from Argentina anserina (silverweed cinquefoil), 1773 nucleotides. Its product is annotated as F-box/LRR-repeat protein At3g58900-like. Bases 61 to 1620 code for a protein of 519 amino acids. The record is from RefSeq and is a predicted model, not a curated record. The transcript is spliced from 4 exons. Gene Ontology annotation, molecular function: protein binding. Lineage: Eukaryota; Viridiplantae; Streptophyta; Magnoliopsida; Rosales; Rosaceae.